AUGACUCUCAUCGUUGCCUACACCCACCCCUUCUCCCGCGGCUCCAUUCAUAUCACAUCACCCGAUCCCCGAGUUCCCCCAGCUAUUCAGCCCGACUAUCUGUCCAAUUCUGCCGACUUGGAUAUACUCUCAAGGGCGGUUGAUUUUACACUUCGGCUUUAUGAAACUCCACCGCUCAAGGACAUAAUCAUAGCGCCCGUGGCACCACCAUUCUCGAAGUCGGACAGUGAUUCUGAGAAACUGAACAAGUUUUCUUGCGAGGUGAUAUCAACAGUGCAUCACCCCGUGGGGACGGCUUCUAUGCUACCGAGGGAAGACGGCGGAGUAGUGGAUCACGACCUCCUGGUCUAUGGAACUGCUAACCUGCGUGUCAUCGAUUGCUCCAUCAUGCCAUUGCUCAUCUCGUGCAAUAUUGUUACGCUCGCAUAUGCUAUUGGAGAGAAGGGCUCUGAUAUUAUCAAGAAAGCUAACGGCGAUUGA
Messenger RNA from Marasmius oreades (fairy-ring Marasmius), 480 nucleotides. RefSeq lists its product as uncharacterized. Bases 1 to 480 code for a protein of 159 amino acids. NCBI's taxonomy places the organism in Eukaryota, Fungi, Basidiomycota, Agaricomycetes, Agaricales, Marasmiaceae. Gene Ontology annotation, molecular function: oxidoreductase activity, acting on CH-OH group of donors; flavin adenine dinucleotide binding. The record is from RefSeq and is a predicted model, not a curated record. The transcript is spliced from 4 exons.